Molecule: messenger RNA, 1135 nt
Organism: Procambarus clarkii (red swamp crayfish)
Lineage: Eukaryota; Metazoa; Arthropoda; Malacostraca; Decapoda; Cambaridae
Source: the annotation of a RefSeq genome assembly
AUGUUUAAACCCUUACGAAAAACUCAUCCUUUAUUUAAAAUUAUUAAUAGAUCAUUAAUUGAUAUACCAAUUCCUAGAAAUAUUUCAAUUAUAUGAAAUUUUGGCUCACUAUUAGGAUUAUGUUUAGUUAUUCAAAUUAUAACAGGCUUAUUUCUAUCUAUACAUUAUACCCCUAAUAUUGAAAUAGCUUUUUCAAGAACUAUCCACAUUUGUCGAGACGUAAACUAUGGGUGACUAUUACGUACCAUUCAUGCCAAUAGGGCCUCUUUUUUUUUUAUUUGUUUAUACUCCCACAUUGGACGAGGAAUAUACUAUAGUUCUUAUACUUAUUUUCAUACCUGAAUAGUUGGUGUAUUAAUUUUUUUCUUAACCAUGGCCUCAGCCUUUUUAGGCUACGUCUUACCCUGAGGGCAAAUGUCUUUCUGAGGAGCAACAGUUAUUACUAACCUCUUCUCUGCUAUUCCCUUCCUAGGUACAGAUUUAGUUCAAUGGAUUUGAGGUGGCUUCGCCGUAGACAACGCCACUUUAACUCGUUUUUUCUCAUUUCAUUUUUUAUUUCCAUUUAUUAUUGCAGCUUUAACAGUAAUUCAUAUUUUAUUCCUACACGAAACAGGGGGAAAUAACCCACUUGGAGUUUCUUCAUUUGUAGAUAAAGUCCCCUUUCACCCUUAUUUCAACUUUAAAGACAUCUUAGGAUUUAUUGUACUUUUCUGAGCCUUAAUUAUAUUAACCCUUCUUAAUCCCUACCUCCUUAGAGAUCCAGAUAACUUUAUUCCAGCAAACCCCUUAGUAACUCCCGUUCAUAUUCAACCUGAAUGAUAUUUUCUUUUUGCCUAUGCCAUCCUACGAUCAAUUCCAAAUAAACUUGGAGGAGUUAUUGCUUUAGUAGCUUCAAUUGCUAUUUUAAUAAUUCUACCAUUUACUCACAAUUCUACUUUCCGAAGAAGAACAUUCUACCCUAUUAACCAAAUUACUUUCUGAUAUUUAGUCUCAGUAGUAGUACUACUAACAUGAAUUGGAGCACGCCCAGUAGAAACUCCUUAUAUUCUAACAGGACAAAUUUUAUCUACACUCUAUUUUUUAUACUAUAUUAUUAACCCAAUUUUUACAAUAAUAUGAGAUAAAUGAUUAAAUU